Molecule: messenger RNA, 4146 nt
Organism: Doryrhamphus excisus (bluestripe pipefish)
Lineage: Eukaryota; Metazoa; Chordata; Actinopteri; Syngnathiformes; Syngnathidae
Gene: b9d1
Product: B9 protein domain 1
Biological process (GO): cilium assembly
Cellular component (GO): MKS complex
Source: RefSeq, a predicted model, not a curated record
UAGUCCGUUUGCCCCUCGUGGGGACUCGUGACAAGCGUCUCCCUAGCAACAGCAGUCAGGCGUUUAGCUAGCUCAACAAGCAAGCUAAAUGUAUCUUCGAAAACAGGAGCCGCUUCAGACAUCUUGUGACAUUUAAAUUGCAAUAACUGAAACUGGAAUGGCCACCGGUAACCCAUCGGUGUUUCUUCUGUCGGUGAACGGACAGAUUGAGGGAGCUAAUUUUCCGUGUUAUGACAACUUAUACUGCAAAUACUGCUACGUUUAUGGCCAGGACUGGAUUCCUACCACGGGUUUGGAGGAGGGUAUCACCCAAAUAACAUGUAAAGGCAGCCAGGCGUCACACAGAUUGAUAUGGAACUUCCCAUUGGACAUCACCUUUAAGAGCACAAACCCCUCAGGAUGGCCUCAGCUGGUGCUGAGUGUGUAUGGACCAGACGUGUUCGGGAACGAUGUGGUCAGAGGCUACGGGGCAACGCACAUCCCGCUUGCAUCCGGACAACAUGCACGGACCAUUCCCAUGUUUGUUCCUGAACCCACAUGGAGACUUCAGAAGUUCACCAGCUGGCUGAUGGGACGUCGACCCGAGUACACCGACCCUAAAGUGGUAGCCCAAGGUGAAGGGAGAGAAGUGACGCGGGUUUGCUCCCAAGGGUUUGUGACGGUGUGCUUUAACAUCAUGAUGAAAGACUUGAGGAAACUUGGCUACGACUCCGGACCGUCAAAUCCACAAUCUCACAGCGCCACAUCCAGCUGGUCCACAGAGAAGCCGCCAAACUCGUGAUCAUAUUUUCUAGAGCAUGUUCACUGCAAUGCCAGGAAAGAACAUAGUUGUCUUAUAUUUUAUGCUGCAAACGUUUUUUUAAACCAUUUUUUAUAUUUUUACAUUAACCUUACAUUGAUCUUGUUUGGGUGUUUUUUACGUCUACCCGUGUGUUUUAGUGAGAGGUAUCUGAUAUCGACCAAUAUUGGCGUUGACGAGAUCGGUCAUAUUGGUAUUGGCGCGCGUGCCUUCACUGGCUACACCUGCUAGCUCAGUUAGCAUGUACACGCUGCGGAAUUAUUUCAAAAUCUCGCUUUUGGAACACCAAUAGACUCAAGCGAGGGUCAUAAGAUGUCCGCUAAAGUUGAGCGAUGAAGGUCGACAGGGACGUUUUAUUAGUCUUCUCACUACAAAGCAGCACGCUUCCGGCCUUCACAAUAAAAGCAUGUAUACAAAAAAUAGCUCCAACUUCAAAUGAAGCGCUGGUUAUGCGGGGUGUAAGGCGAAUUCCUUGAAUGGGUCAUUUUAAUUACUUGAGGCAAACUUAUACGGAAAUACGGAAUCUUUUGUACAAUAUACGUUGCAUAGUGUAGUACUUAUUUUGAUAGAUCUGCUGCCUGUACCGAGCAUUCGCAAUAUGCAUACCACUGAUUUAGUUUCCGAUUCAAUAAGAAUAUUCAAUGUCACACAUUGUUCCGUUCAUGAUCGGUCAUUUUUAAUAUAUUUUGAUUUAAGAAGUGAUUUUAAGAGCAUGAAACGCUGGUAUCGGCGGUAUUGAUAUUAUCAAGCCGCACAUCACUUUGUUAAAAAAAAAAAAGCCAGGGACAAGUGUUAGAGAGCUGAAGUGAUAUACAUUUUAUUUUGAACCAAUGCAGCUACGCUUGUCCUCAUCCAACAUGGUGCGGCCUGCUGCCUCCUUUGUUUUAAAUGCUGUUAAAUUCCACGGUGACCUUUCCUACAAAAAGCCAUUGAGACACUGAAAAGUAAGGUCAACAGAAGAACGGUAUGUUACAAUAGUACACAUGAUAAAUUAUAUUAUACAGUUAUAAUGCCGACAGAUUGAGCACGUAUCCGACAAAAGCAGCCUGCCCCAGAACUACAGAAGGUAACUAGACGAGACACGAAGACAAAAAAGGUGGCUAUUAAUGCAUAUAAAGACAAGAGCGUCUGCAGGGUGGGUUAGUCCUCUUGAUAAAAAGCAUAGUAAAUACAUAGUGAGGAGCUCGCCACACUCGGGCCACAUUCUUCACUGCCCUGCUGCGAGCCUGUCAGAAAAAGUGGUCAUUUGCAGUGUCAUUCUUUAAAUCCACCCCCCCCCCCCCCCCACACACACACACACACACUUUCAUAUUUCCCGACUCAGGCGGCAGUGAAACCAAGGCGAGUCAGAAAGCAUCACUAGUAGCAGUACGAUAAUCAUGACUAUCAGCAAAUCGAACUUUGCCAAACACAUCAGGCGUUAUCUAUUUUUUGUUUGCAUAUAUUUUUGUUUCGUUUGUACGUAUUGCAUUCAUCCAUUCUCAACCAAGCGUUUUUAUAAAAGAAAUCACCCAAUCUGCCUCAUCCGCUUCAUGUACUAUUGAAGCUGCCCCUCCUUUGGCCUGAGAGAAAUAAAGGUCUGCAAUUAAAUGAAGGAUGAAGGGUCCUCGCACAGCAAAUCAGACUGGGGGGCAAGGGGGGCUGUAAAAACAUUGGCAGUGAUAGACAAGUAAAGAGACAAGACAAAUUCAUCUCUUACUAGACACUCAGCUUUUCUACAGACUGCAAGUAAUCCUCCGAUAGUAACACUUUAAAAAUAGCUACGUAGAAAAAAGUAACAAUGGGGGUGCGCCUCGGCUAACACAAAACAAAACAGAUGAGCGGUGAAGAUCCUCGGAGAUGGCAAUCGCUAUGACUUUGGUAACAGUUGUGCUUCUAAGAGAGGGCUAAUCCGUUAGUGUAACGCUAGACGAAGAGAACACGGCUAGCACACGCCUCCGUGGUGCAGAACCACCGCGCCUCUUCUUCUUCCUCUCUGGCUUCUGCUGCAGGAUCCUCCGUGCUAUCAGAAGACCAGCACAAGCGUGUAUUUGUGUUUGCAUGGGUGUGCGCGCGCCAGUCACUGGGGACGGUUAAGUCACAGUAAAUCCACUCUUCACGGUGCAGCUCGUCACCCACGCACGGCGGAGCCAAACUACACCCAAAUGGGAGCGCACGUAAUGGGGCGGCUGAUCAUCUCUCGUGCACACACACACACACACCCUCUUCCCUUUGACCCUAGAAAGAAAUCAAAACAGUGCCUCAACACUGCUGAAUACUGACGCUAUCAGUUCAUAAAACACGCAAGGUUGCACACCAACAUGGAGCAGGUCCUGUCAAUCAUUCCCACCACCCAGACGAGGAGUAGUUCUCCUUGGAGAAAGUCAAAUGAGACCGGAGUGUGUCAAAAGCGUGAGCAGUCUCGUUGUUUUUGCAGCUAGCCCCCCCCGCCCCCCCUUCCCUAAGCUAAGGUGUAAUGGUGAGCCCAACAGUCGCCAAAAUAAACUGUUAAAAAAAAACGAAACAAAAAUGUGCAAAAUCCCUGCUUAGUAACACGCACUCAUCCACAGAGUAUAAACACAUCGCAGUGUCUCUAGCAUUCUAUCUCCAGUAAGUGACGGAAAAGCCCACUGGAAGAUACACAGUGUAAAAGCACUAAUAUGUGCAACCACAUAUAUACGUAUACCCCCCCCCCUCUCACACACACACACACACACACACACAUCUGCUGACAGGGCUUAUAAAAGAUUAGCUCUGGAGACGAGAUAAGAUCCCGGCGUUAGUAUAGUCAGGCUUCUGUCACUCCACAGAAGAAAGGAGCAGUCCUACAGGAAGGGAGGUGGGUGAGAGACAAGUGGACCCGCCCACCCGUAAACACCCCUGCUACUCUCUGGUCAGUGUCGGAUGGAAAUGGAACCCACGGGACGAGGCAGCUUGUAGCACAGAUAAAAAAGAGGAAGUGUGGUAAUGUUAAAAGGAUGUCACAUGUCAUCUACGACCUCGCUGGAAGUUGCUUAGAAAAGGGCUAAAUGGGACGAGACAUCUUGUUCAGGAAGGGGGGGAGAAGAAGACGGUGUGGGGGUUAGAUGCCGCCCCUCACAAGAGGAACGGGUUGGUGGCUCCGGUGGGCUGAGCCCCAGUCUGGGGCGGCAUGCUUAUCAGGGGUUGAGGCAUGGACAUGGAGGCGGGAAUCCCUGCGCUUGUGCCCAUGCCACCCAUGGCGCCGAUCCCCAUUCCGGGCAACGGGUGGCCCACAGGGGCCAUGCCCGCCAACGGGACCAUGGUGACGGGUUGGGUGGGUAAGGAGGACAUGGCCAAAGAAUCGCCCAUGCCGGCAGCGAACCCGGAAGGCAUGGGGCUGACCCGCA